Ictalurus furcatus (blue catfish) is the source of this 5326-nucleotide messenger RNA. RefSeq names its product RAS p21 protein activator 2 (gene rasa2). Gene Ontology annotation, biological process: regulation of GTPase activity. The transcript is spliced from 24 exons. NCBI's taxonomy places the organism in Eukaryota, Metazoa, Chordata, Actinopteri, Siluriformes, Ictaluridae. The record is from RefSeq and is a predicted model, not a curated record. Bases 1393 to 4011 code for a protein of 872 amino acids.
CACGAUCGUUCGACCUCUACACUUCACACUAUGUGUCAUCAUGAUAUACAUGUCAGUUUUCCUCAUAAGCCUUACAAACACCACAUCAACACGUUAAACCACGUCGUUUUCACCCACCCACUAACUAACUCUCUCCUAUCAUGUGACAGCUGCCAAAGUGGUGAGGGUGAAAACUAAAAUGAGACACAUGAGGCCAGCCAUGAAGUCAUUUCAAACUACUGCUCAUGCUGCAUCACGGGGCAGCGUAACACUGCUCUAUCAACCCUCCUCCUCAUACAUGAGCUCACAGCCGCCAAUAACUGGCUGGUGUAGUUGCGAUUGACAGGAGAUAGAGAGCAUGCCAUCCCUCCCACCCAGAAAGCACGAACAGCUGUGCUCGCUUGGCUUAUUGGUUUUAUUAAUUAGGCACAUUUGUAAUUAAAUAUACAUUUCUGAAAUAGUUCCAAAGUUCCGAUUCAAAGAACACCAGUAAUCAUCUGGCAAAGUUUGUUGUUUAUAAUAGCUACAGGGGUUUUGAUUUGGGGUUUUUUCAUUACCCUUAUGACAUGUAGUAUCUUGCCUUAAAUAAAAUAAACAAUAUCUUAAGCAGUUUUGCAAAUUAGGAAGCUGACAAACCAAUAACAUGAAAUACUUCCUGGUAUCAUUUUUGUUGUUGUUUAUAACAGCUGUUGGGUUAUUUUUGUUGGUAUUUUUGUUGUUUAUAAUAGCUAUUGGGUUAUUUUUGUUGGUAUUUUUGUUGUUUAUAAUAGCUAUUGGGUUCUUUUGAUUGUUUAUAAUAGCUAUAGGGGUUUUGUUUUGUUUUUUUCAUUACCCUUAUGUCCCGUAGUGUCUUGCCGUAAAUAAAAUAAACAAUAUCUUAAGCAGAUUUGUAACUUAGGAAGCGGACAAACUGAUAGCAUGACCUCUUUCCAGUUUUCUUUUUUUUUUUUUACGCAGGGUGAUGUGUAUCAUCGCUUAAUCCUCGGGCUUUAUAAAUUGAUAUAAUUUACAUCAGAAAUAAGUAAUAAGCCUCAUUGUUUACUUUCACUUACCCGCAUGUAACAUUACCGGAAGUGGCCGGUUUACCAGCAGGGGGACAGUCGCUUAGCCGGUUAGCUGUACUUAUCGAGCAUAUAAACACAGCGUGAUGUAAAUGAAGAAAUUAUAUCUUUUAAAGAGUAUAUUCGUGUGAAUUUAUUUCAAACGACCAAAAGGCAUAAUUCCAUGCUUUUUUAUUAUUAUUAUUUAAAAAAAAAAAAAAAAAGAACCCACAAACAGAAAUGUCUAUAACUCGCACUUGCAGAACGACAGCAACCUUUAUCUUCGUGCAGGGUGUCUUUAUCAUUUCACGCAUGCGCGGUGUGACCCGGGUAACGUCGCAAAACCGCGCCGUUUUAUACGCAUGCGUGGAAAAUGUCGCGCAUGCGCACCGCGAAUCGGGUAGUGACAGCAGGCGCUCCCGAGAGUUGCGCGCAGUACUCAGUGAAUGUAGCUACUGUACACACACAUAUAUACACACACACACACAUACAUACACACACACACACACACACACACACACACACACACACACACACACACACACACACGCGCGUGCGCGCACACACACAUACACACAAAGCUUUGACCAUGGCGGAAGAAGACGACACGAAAAUCCGGAUUCUACAAAGUCUGCGAGGGAAAAUCUGUGAAGGCCGUAACCUAGGUGUCGGUUCUGGAUCGAAUCGUCUCCGUGACAUUGGUACAUUUUGCACCAUCAGUCUGGACCAGGAGGAAGUGUUCCGCACAAAAGUGUGUGACAGGAGUCUGAGCCCGUUUUAUGGGGAAGAUUUCUACUUCGAGAUCCCUCGGCCGUUCCAGUGUCUCUCCUUCUACGUUUACGCCAAGUCUGUGUUUCAGAGGGAUCUGACCAUAGGGAAGGUGGCCCUCAGGAAGGAGGAGUUGAGUAAUUACAGUGGGAAGGAGCACUGGUUCCCAUUGCAGCCCGUGGAUCCCAACUCAGAGGUGCAGGGGAAGGUUCAUCUAGAGAUGAAGCUUAAUGAAGUGAUCACAGAUAACGGGCCUCCCUCUUCACGCCUGCAGGUCAGGAUAAUCGAGUGCCAGGGUUUACCGUUAAUCAGUGGGCAGGCCUGCGACUCUUACGCUUCUGUAACGCUCAUCGGCCCUGCAAGGGCAGAUCAGAGGAAGACAAAGGUGAAGAAGAAAACCAGCGACCCUCACUUUGAUGAGACAAUUUACUUUGAGGUUUCCAGGCCAAGCAACUACAACAGGAAGAACUUCCAUUUAGAGGAUGAGGACAUUGAGAAACUGGAGAUCAAGGUGGAGUUAUGGAAUAAUGGGAAUCUGGCUCAGGAUGUGUUUCUGGGUGAAACAAGAGUGUCAGUAAAAAUCCUGAGAAAUGACCACGUACACAAAGCUUGGUAUCUCCUCCUGCCAAGAGGUAAUGGUGUGAAGUGUAAGCCUGACGAUCUCGGCUCUUUGCGUUUGAAUGUUUGUUACACUGAGGACAACGUGCUGCCGCCAAACAACUACAUCAACCUGAGAAACCUACUACUCAAAUCACCCGAUGUACAGCCAAUCUCAGCAUCUGCUGCUCAUAUUCUGGGUGACGUGUGUAGAGAUCGAUCCGAAGCCUCACUGCCUUUAGUGCGACUUUUACUGUAUCACAACAGACUGCUGCCUUUUCUCACGGCUAUUGCUGCCUUAGAGCUGGAGAACACACAAGAGGCGAACACCAUCUUUCGUGGGAAUUCUCUGGCCACACGCUGUAUCGAUGAUAUGAUGAAGAUGGUGGGACGAAAUUAUCUGAACAUCACGCUGAAGCCUGUGCUGGAUGAGAUUUGUGAGUCUAGUAAAUCAUGUGAAAUUGAUCCAAUCAAACUGAAGGAGGGAGAUAACGUUGAGGUCAAUAAGGAGAACCUGCAGAUCUAUGUACAGAAGGUGUUCUCGUCCAUUACGGAGUCAAGUGCGAGUUGUCCACCUCUGAUGUGUGACGUGUUCCGAUCCCUACGUCAGCUCGCCUCUCGCCGCUUUCCCAGUGAUCCUCAUGUUCAGUAUUCUGCUGUGAGCAGUUUUGUGUUCCUGAGGUUUUUUGCUGUAGCUGUGCUCUCUCCACACACCUUCCAGCUCCGGCCACACCAUCCAGAUCCAGAAGUUUCCCGAACUCUCACACUCAUCUCUAAAACCAUCCAGACUUUGGGCAGCUGGAGCAGCCUGUCUAAAAACAAACUGUCGAGCUUCAAAGAGACCUACAUGUGUGAUUUCUUCAAAUUAUUCCAGGAAGAUCAAUGUAUAGAGAAAGUAAAGAAGUUUUUAGAUGACAUCUCGUCCAACGUGUGUAAAGGCACCAGCGGAGCGGAAGAUUCGGUUGUGCUGAAAGAGGGAGAGGUCCACAAGCGAGCCCAGGGUAAAAAGCCUCUAGGGAAGAACUUUAAGAAGCGCUGGUUGAGAGUUACCAGUCGAGAGCUGUCAUACCAUAAACAAAAAGGGAAAGUUCCACUGUGUGUGAUUCCUGUAAAGAGCAUCACAGGAGUAGAGAAACUGGAUGAGAGCACCUUCAACCGCAAAAACAUGUUCCAGGUGAUCUUCAGUGACAAACCUCUCUACGUUCAGGCAGGGAACUGUGUCGAGACGAGUGAGUGGAUCGAUGUGUUGACUCAGCUCAUCCGCUGCAACACUGAUCGACUCGGUGUGUUCCACGCGGCUGUCAGCAGCAGAGACAGCACACUGGCGAAUAUCCAGUUGGAGAUUGACUGCGACAGGGAGACCGAGAGAAUUUUCUCGCUGUUCAGUGCCAGUUCAUCCCGUCUGCAGAAAAUGGAGGAUGCCUGUGCCAGUAUGUCGGUGUACCUGGGCCAGCAGAAGGAGCAGGAGGAGUACUCUGCCUUCAUUAUUCAGGACCCGAAGGAGACAUUCCGCACCAUCAAGGAGAUCAAAGAAGUCCUGAAGGACCUGCAGCUCAAACACAAUGCCACUGAGCUCACAGACCAGCCAGGGACAAUUGAGAAUCCGAUCGUGGGGAAGAGGUCAUGACGCUCCGAGGGUGGUUCAUCCCUCCACACCAGCAGGUGGCACUGCCCAAUGCCAGCUGCUGAGACUGGAAUGGAGUGAUGGCUGCAGGCUCAUAAUGAAGAAAAAGACUGAUGGGGAGAAUCAGCGACUCUCGCACUCCCUGCUGGACUUUAAAUCACCUCUGACAAACGUGUUAGACUUUUUCACUGAGAUAAGCACUCUCGAUCACAAUGCUGUGACGGACGAGACUCCACCAGUGAUACGAGAAUACGAAUAUGGCUGCUAAACAGACGAACUUUGACCUCCAGUUUGAAAACAAUCGUUUAAAACCCUUCCGCAUUUUAUAGCCCUUCGAUGUCUGAUGUCUUUGUUGUGCAUCAAAGGGAAUUUUCCCAACUUUUCUAUUCUAGUCUUUUAUAUUCGUACAUGGAGUGUGUGGAUGUGCACACACACUCGUUUUUGGAACACACACACACACACACAGAAAUGGCACUUUAGACAUUUGGAAUGAUCCAGAUGAGUAUAUUUGAUACACUGUAUCAUUACUUGAUUGAUCAGUUGAAUGAUCGCAUCAUUAUAACGCUUGUCUCUGUAAAGUUUGUAAUUGAUAUGUUUCUCACACCAAAGACAGUUUCUCAGUUUGCUGACGUGUAAACGGCAUUAUUUUUGGAAUACUCACCUUUAAACAAUCUAUAUUUCUCAUCUCACAAAAAAAACAACAUGAUUUUUAAAAAUUUUUUUUUUUUUUUUAAAUUUGUGAUGAACACGCAUAAUCAGACCUGCUCUGUGAUUUUGCACAAGUCAUUUUCUCAGACGGAAGAAUAGUGAAAUAGACAGGUGUGAAGGAAACGUGGAAUGGUGUCCAGAUGGAAGGAUUCUGAAAAAGAUCGAUAGGUGACAGAUAGAGUGAUGGAGUUAAUACAUUCCAUGAUUAGCAUGUGUAUCCAAUCAGGCAUUUCUUUUUUUUUAACUUCUCAGUGCACAUUGACUCAGAAAGACAAAGGUCUUAUCUGUAGUAAUCUAUUCUUUUUAUUUUCCUGUUAUUUUUACCACGUGGAUAACUCGACCUUGUGUGACCUGUAAGUGUUUUUUGUUUUUGUUUUUUUGUACUAUUUGUUAUAAAUUGCAUUUGGAUAAACGGAGAUCUGAUGGGAUCUGUUGGUACACUGAUUAAACUGAUCAGGUAAAAUUUGUUACAGUAGGUACGAUAUGGACAGGCACGUUAGACAUGUCUUUCUGUGCCACGUCUCUAAGCCCCGCCUCCUGCAUCUGGUUCGAUAUUGUUUUGUCCUGAUCAGAUUUAUUAUUUCACUGCUGUCCUAAUACCCCCCCCCCC